Messenger RNA from Ilyonectria robusta, 1092 nucleotides. Its product is annotated as Pleckstrin homology domain-containing protein. NCBI's taxonomy places the organism in Eukaryota, Fungi, Ascomycota, Sordariomycetes, Hypocreales, Nectriaceae. The coding region runs from base 1 to 1092 and encodes 363 amino acids. The transcript has 3 exons. The record is from RefSeq and is a predicted model, not a curated record.
AUGGCCGAGGAACAGAAGAACGUCGAGGUCGCUCAGGAGACCAAGCCCGAGACCACUCCCGCUCCCGCCACCGAGACCCCCGCUGUCGAGUCCAAGCCCCCUGAGGAGACCCCCGCCGAGUCUGCUCCCGCCACCGAGGACAAGCCCGUCGAGGAGUCCAAGCCAGCUGAGACUGAGGAGUCCAAGGCUGAGGACAAGAAGGAGGAGGUCAAGCCCGUCGAGGAGGGCCAUCUGGGCCACAAGGCUCAGGGCCUCAGCUUCCCCAAGAACCUGAUUGCCAGCAAGGAGUUCUUCUUCUUCGGCACCGACGCCUUCGAGCCCAAGGCGCUCGCCCACUACCUCAAGACCGAGAAGUCGGCCGAGACUGCCCACAGCAACAUCGCCUGGGCCUCCCACACCGGUCAGGGUCUCCUCUUCAUCGGCGACAAGAAGAACCCUUCCAGCAUCAUCAGCCUGGCCGAUGCCACCGAGCCCGAGACCGAUGGCUCCCACAAGUUCCACUUCACCUCUAAGGGCAACAAGCACAGCUUCAAUGCCGCCAACACUGCUGAGCGUGACAACUGGGUCACCCAGCUGAAGCUCAAGAUCGCCGAGGCUAAGGAGCUCGCUGCCACCGUCACCGAGUCUGAGGCUUACAAGAAGACCAUUGAGAGCUUCAAGCCUGCUCCUCCCAAGAAGGAAAAGGCCGCCGAGACCCCCAAGGAGGAGGCCAAGGCUGAGGAGUCCGCCCCUGCUCCCGCCACCGAGGAGACCCCCAAGGAGGAGAAGACCGAGGGCUCCAAGCGCCGAUCCGUGAGCCUCCCCUUCGCCUUUGGCAAGCGCGAGAAGUCCCCUCCCCCCGCUGAGGGUGAGGAGAAGUCGGGUAAGAGCCCCUUCUCCAAGCUCCAUGCCACCAUCAAGGGCAAGGCCAAGGCUAAGGAGAAGCCUGCUGAGGAGACCAAGCCUGAGGAGCCCGUCAAGGAGGAGGCCAAGGAGGAGGACAAGACCGAGCCCCCCAAGGAGGAGGAGCCCGCCAAGCAGGCUGAGCCCGAGGCCGAGAACAAACCCGACAACGUGGCUUCCUCGACCCUUGCCGCCACUACCGCCACCUAG